AUGCCACAUAUGGUAACUGUGCCGUCGUCAUCACUGCCACGAUCACAACUUCUAACAAGCGUUAACAAAAAUUAUAAGAUUUGUAAUCGUAAUUAUUUAACGGCUAAGGUCAAAUGGACUUGCGAACUCUGUGGCAAGAAACUUUCGUCUAAACGUUCAUACGACGAACAUUUUAAUGUACACACAAAUUUAAGGCCAUUCGCUUGUACUCACUGUGGAUAUGCAGCUGCAAGUCAAAUGACUCUUAGGCGCCAUACUCUACGAAAUCACGUACCUCGACAAGCGUGGGGUUAUCAGUGCCCUUAUUGCAAUGAGAUGUAUAUGGAACCUGCUAGCUAUCAGCAACAUAUUGGGUCGCGCCAUUUUGGGCUUUCAGCAACAUUUGGCUGUCCUCUUCGGAAAUGUACAUUUGCUACAUGCUCAUCCGCAUUCUUUCGUGAGCAUUUGGAAAAGCACUGUAAUAUAUCACCUGAUAUAUAUGAGGAAGCUAAAUAUAAGCUGUUCAAAUUUGCUAUUGAUGAUAAGUUUGGUGUUGGCCAUGGGUGCCGAUCUAUUGAUAUCCGUCGAAUGGAGGUUAUGCAAGAAUUGGAUUCUCUUCAAAAUGAUAGGGAAUACAUGAAAACUCCAUUGGUGACUCCAAAGAUUGAGCAGAAUAAAAAAGAAACAUUGCACAAACCAACAUCGGUUUAUGCUUGCAAAAGAUCAGACAACGUAUUGUUCGAGCCAGAGGAACUGGAUUUUUUGAAUGAUGGUAUAAACUGUAAAGAAUAUGUAAUAAGCAGCUUUCUUGACUGCAUUGAUGGAGGUAUGAUAGAACCAGAACUUGAUUAG
Thelazia callipaeda (thelaziosis nematode) is the source of this 831-nucleotide messenger RNA. Lineage: Eukaryota; Metazoa; Nematoda; Chromadorea; Rhabditida; Thelaziidae. The record is from the annotation of a GenBank genome assembly.